Messenger RNA from Tauraco erythrolophus (red-crested turaco), 1233 nucleotides. NCBI's taxonomy places the organism in Eukaryota, Metazoa, Chordata, Aves, Musophagiformes, Musophagidae. The record is from RefSeq and is a predicted model, not a curated record.
AUGGCGGAAGGCAAGCUGACUCCGAUCAUAGAAACAGCACCUCCAGGCCUCAAAAAGAAUCUCUUGCGGACCUAUGAAUCUUGGACACCAGAGCAAAUUAAUAAAAAGGGAAAUUUGUCUAGAGCGCAUUCUCUCUUUUGUUUAGCAUGGUUUCAUGCUGUAUGCCAAGAAAGAAGAAAUUAUAUUCCUCAGGGUUGGACCAAGUUCUAUGAAUUUUCUUUAUCCGAUCUCCGUGCUGGUUUUGACAUUAUUGAUAGACUCUUUGAGGGUUCCAAAGAUUUUCAGUGGGAAUUUGUGCAUGGCUUGUUUGAAAACGCAAUUUAUGGAGGCCGUGUAGAUAAUUACUUCGACAUGAGGGUUCUUCGGUCCUACUUGGAACAGCUUUUCAAUUCACGAGUCAUUGGCAGUUUAAAUGCUAGAGGCAAGAUGACUAGUUUCCCGCAUUCAAUAUCUUUACCAAAUUCCUGCAGUAUUUUGGAUUAUCGUAAUAUUAUUGAAAGACUUCCAGAAGAUGAUAAACCUGACUUUUUUGGCCUGCCUGCUAAUAUUGCUCGUUCAUCACAACGUAUGAUCAGUUCCCAGGUCAUUUCACAGCUUCGGAUCCUGAGCAGGUCAGUAACUGCAGGCUGCAAAUUUGACAGAGAAAUAUGGUCUACUGAACUUUCUCCUGUUCUCAACCUAUGGAAAAAACUUAAUCAGAAUUCUAACCUGAUUCAUCAGAAGGUGUCUCCUCCUGUGGAGCAACAGGGAUCUCCGAUCUUAUCAUUCAUUACUCUGGAACAAUUCAAUGCCAUUCGCCUGGUGCAAAAUGUCCAUCAGUCACUUGCUUCUUUAAGUAAAGUCAUCAGAGGUACCUCAUUACUGAGUUCUGAAGUACAAAGACUAGCAAGCGCUCUGCUAAAUCAAAAGUGUCCUCUUUCAUGGCAAAACAAGUGGGAAGGUCCGGAAGAUCCUUUACAGUAUCUUAGAAGUCUUGUAGCUCGAGCACUUGCUAUACAGAAUUGGGUAGGAAAAGCAGAGAAACAGCAACUACUGUCUGACACCCUUGACCUUUCAGAGCUAUUUCAUCCAGACACAUUUCUCAAUGCCUUACGCCAGGAGACUGCAAGAGUAAUGAGCUGUUCAGUGGACAGCCUUAAAUUUACAGCAUCAUGGAAAGGGCGAAUACACGAAGGCAAACUCCAAGUUAAGGGAAUUCCCAAAAUAAGUUUUCUACGCUACAUCUUCCAGCAG